UUUGCUGUUGCAAAUAGAGAGCUCGUGCAAUGAUGAGGAAGAGUUCAUACAUUCUGGGGUAUGUGAGGGGACCUCUCAACCUGAGCCCUCGUGUUCCGCUGUCAGAAUAACAGCCAAUAAAAACUACAGGAACAAAACCUCUCAGGAAGGGGCUUUACAAAAGAAGCGGGAGAAAGCACCCCGCCUCAACUGGCCGUCUUACAACUGCAGCGGAUACAAAGGAACGAGGUACACGUGCCAAGAUCCAGCAGAUAGAGCGAGAGUGUGAGAUGGCAGAGAGGGGAACACAGGAUAAAAAUGGAAGUUCUCAAUAAAAAAAAAUGUACCAGGAAAGAAAGCUACAAACUUUUACUAAGGAAUGACCUGUGGCCUCAUUUAACCAGCCGUUUUCAAAUUCACCCUGAGACUUUGGGGGCACCCUCCCUUGUAAUUAAUCUGCAUUGGCAAAGGAAGUCCGGGACAUGGACAGUAUCCUACAGCAGAACUCAACUAGGAAAAUAAAGGUGGUGGGAGUCAUUGAUUUAAGAAUACAUUCAGGGAUGUUAUUUGGAGGUGUCUCUCAGGAUGCAGAAGAAAAAACAAAAAAGAUGAAAAGAAUGACAUGUGCACUCUGCCCCAAAGACCUGGACUGCAGUGUACUGUACUUUGCAGAAAAAGAGAAUAUAGUUGCCCAUGAAAGUUGUUUGCUGUAUUCUUCAGGACUUGUGGAAAAUGACGAUAAUGAUACAUCUAAUCAUGAUAGAAAUUUUGAUUUGGAAUCAGUAAAGAAAGAAAUCAGGAGAGGAAGUAAGUUGACAUGCAAACUUUGUAAAAACAAAGGAGCCACUGUAGGAUGUGACGUAAAAGAAUGCAAGAAGAAUUACCACUUCUUCUGUGCCAAGGAGGAUCACGCGUCUCUACACACCGACUCUCAAGGCACUUACAAAGUAUUCUGCCAAGUCCACAAAUCAAUGACUGAUACUCCAAGAGGUAAUUCUUCAGGAGUGAAAAGAAAAAGAGGGGGGAGCAAACAUCUCUCAACAGACAUUAAGCAAACCGAAAAAACGUCAUUCGUUGGGUUUGAAGGACAAGUAAAGGAAGAGCAUGACAAGCACGCAGAGCUGACUAUGAAAGCUGCUUUCCUAAAGAAAUGUAAGGAAGCGGGACUUCUGAACGACCUAUUUGAAGAAUUAUUAGAGAAACUGGUUUUCAUUCAGGAAGGACUCAUGGAUGACGCCACUUCAGAAGAAGACUAUGAAGAAAUUGGGACUUCACUUUUUGGCUGUAGAUUGUUUGAAGAUACAUUUGUCAGAUUUCAAACAGUAAUAAAUAAAAAAAUCAUUCAAUAUGAAGAGAAGCAGCAGCAGCUGAAGAAGGAGACCGAGCUACUUCAGGACUUGGAACAAACCCUGCAAUCUCUUCAAAAAAACAGAGGCCUCGGGUCAAGCACCACGUCAGCGUCUUCCAUGUCUUUUUAACGGUUACCAUCCCCUAACCCAGGGCUCCGGCAACCUUGCAAGCAGGUUCGAAACCAGAGGCCCAGCUUGCAAAAGCCACACCUCUUCAGGAGCAGGCUUCUCCUCUCUGUUCCGCAAAUGCCACCCACAACAGUUUGCUGAUUGAAAAUCUGAUGCCUGCCCAGUAUACGGUGCCUUUCCCUUAGUAACCCCUCACUUCUUCCCCUAUCGCUCCUCUAAAGUGAAAUGCUUCUGCAAUCCCCCGUGGCCCCGACCCUCCACACAGCAGAUCCUUCAGGGGCUUCCUGCCGGUGCCCCCCACAGGGCCUGGGCACAUUCUGUUCUAGAGUCAGAAUGGCUCGUUCCUCUUUCUUUCCCUGCACCUCUUGCAGAGCCCACUGAAACGACCCCCCCCCCAGGCCGCCGCACAGUGCCUUUCCUUGCUGUCUCACUUGGUGUGAAUAAUUGGCUGUAUCUCACAUGACAUCAGAGUUGAAGCUCUCUGAGGACAGAGACUCCUUAUCUGCUAGCUCACAAUUAUCAUUCUGUUUAGCUCACUAUCCUAUCCCAAGCACCUAACAGGCUCAAUAAAUAUUUGUUGAAUAAAUGCAGAAAACCA
Messenger RNA from Choloepus didactylus (southern two-toed sloth), 2055 nucleotides. RefSeq names its product PHD finger protein 11 (gene PHF11). Gene Ontology annotation, molecular function: histone deacetylase binding; histone binding. Bases 462 to 1457 code for a protein of 331 amino acids. The record is from RefSeq and is a predicted model, not a curated record. Gene Ontology annotation, cellular component: nucleus. The transcript has 10 exons. NCBI's taxonomy places the organism in Eukaryota, Metazoa, Chordata, Mammalia, Pilosa, Megalonychidae.